AUGCGAGCUGGUCCUCAGCCCCCUGCAGAGCCCCAGAGGCCCAGCUACCAGCCUUCAGUCUACCAGCCCCAGAGGCCCAGCUACCAGCCGUCGAUUUUCAAGCCCCAGGAGCAAAUUCGGAAACCCAAGCAAAACUCUCAUCCGCCUCCUCAAUCCAACCCCAAUGCAAAAGAUUCCUUCCAGACCAAAACUGGCAUGUGGGAUUUUGUCUCUCCCCAGAAUGGAAAAAGAUUUGAGUCUGGUAUUGCUUCAAGUCGAGGAAUUGUUAUGCAAGCUGGUCCUCAGCCCCUUGCAGAGCCCCAGCCUUCAGUCUACCAGCCCCAGAGGCCCAGCUACCAGCCUUCAGUCUACCAGCCAGGCUACUCAUCCACGUCCGUCUACCAGCCUUCAGUCUACCAGCCCCAGGAGCAAAUUCGGAAACCCAAGCAAAACUCACAGCAGCCUCGUCAACCCAACCCCAAUGCAAAAGAUUCCUUCCAGACCAAAACUGGCAUGUGGGAUUUUGUUUCACCCGAGAAUGGAAAAAGAUUUGAGUCUGGUAUUGCUUCAAGUCGAGGAAUUGUUAUGCAAGCUGGUCCUCAGCCCCCUGCAGAGCCCCAGCCUUCAGUCUACCAGCCCCAGAGGCCCAGCUACCAGCCUUCAGUCUACCAGCCCCAGAGGCCCAGCUACCAGCCGUCGGUCUACAAGCCCCAGGAGCAAAUCCGGAAACUCAAGCAAAUCUCCCAGAAGCGUCCUCAAUCCAAUGCAAAAGAUUCCUUCCAGACCAAAACUGGCAUGUGGGAUUUUGUCUCUCCCCAGAAUGGAAAAAGAUUUGAGUCUGGUAUUGCUCAAAGUCGAGGGAUUGUUAUGCGAGCUGGUCCUCAGCCCCCUGCAGAGCCCCAGCCUUCAGUCUACCAGCCCCAGAGGCCCAGCUACCAGCCUUCAGUCUACCAGCCCCAGAGGCCCAGCUACCAGCCUUCAGUCUACCAGCCUGUGAGGCCCAGCUACCAGCCUUCAGUCUACCAGCCCCAGAGGCCCAGCUACCAGCCUUCAGUCUACCAGCCCCAGUGGCCCAGCUACCAGCCGUCGGUCUACCCACUCAGGCCCCAGCAGCCCGGCUACCAUUCCAAGUCCCAGCAAGUGGUGAUUCAAACACAACCUGCCAUAUGGCAGUUCUUUUCUGCUGAUGGAGGCUUUUCUGAUCCUAAUGUGGAGACCGGCUCCCCAUCCAAGCACCAGCAACAUUUGGCGACAGAAGCGGAGCCUCCAGUGGUCACACAAGGAACCAGGAACUAUCUUUUGAGAGGUCUAAACAGGCUGGAGGGUUUCUGGGCCGUUCUAGAUCCGGUCACGGUGCAGAACUCCCAGCAGCCUCGUCAACCCAACCCCAAUGCAAAAGAUUCCUUCCAGACCAAAACUGGCAUGUGGGAUUUUGUCUCACCCGAGAAUGGAAGAAGAUUUGAGUCUGGUAUUGCUUCAAGUCGGGGAAUUGUUAUGCAAGCUGGUCCUCAGCCCCCUGCAGAGCCCCAGAGGCCCAGCUACCAGCCUUCAGUCUACCAGCCCCAGAGGCCCAGCUACCAGCCUUCAGUCUACCAGCCCCAGAGGCCCAGCUACCAGCCGUCGGUUUUCAAGCCCCAGGAGCAAAUUCGGAAACCCAAGCAAAACUCUCAUCCGCCUCCUCAAUCCAACCCCAAUGCAAAAGAUUCCUUCCAGACCAAAACUGGCAUGUGGGACUUUGUCUCUCCCCAGAAUGGAAAAAGAUUUGAGUCUGGUAUUGCUUCAAGUCGAGGAAUUGUUAUGCAAGCUGGUCCUCAGCCCCCUGCAGAGCCCCAGCCUUCAGUCUACCAGCCCCAGAGGCCCAGCUACCAGCCUUCAGUCUACCAGCCCCAGAGGCCCAGCUACCAGCCUUCAGUCUACCAGCCCCAGAGGCCCAGCUACCAGCCGUCGGUCUACCAGCACCAGGAGCAAAUUCGGAAACCCAAGCAAAACUCUCAUCCGCCUCCUCAAUCCAACCCCAAUGCAAAAGAUUCCUUCCAGACCAAAACUGGCAUGUGGGAUUUUGUCUCUCCCCAGAAUGGAAAAAGAUUUGAGUCUGGUAUUGCUUCAAGUCGAGGAAUUGUUAUGCAAGCUGGUCCUCAGCCCCUUGCAGAGCCCCAGCCUUCAGUCGACCAGCCAGGCUACUCAUCCACGUCCGUCUACCAGCCUUCAGUCUACCAGCCCCAGAGGCCCAGCUACCAGCCGUCGGUCUACCAGCCCCAGGAGCAAAUCCGGAAACUCAAGCAAAACUCCCAGAAGCAAUGGAAAAAGAUUUGA
This is a messenger RNA of Pseudoliparis swirei, 2292 nucleotides long. RefSeq lists its product as uncharacterized. Lineage: Eukaryota; Metazoa; Chordata; Actinopteri; Perciformes; Liparidae. The coding region runs from base 1 to 2292 and encodes 763 amino acids. The transcript is spliced from 4 exons. The record is from RefSeq and is a predicted model, not a curated record.